AUGAGCGACGCCGCGACGAUCCGCAAGCAGCUCAGGAUCAAGUCCGGAUCGGCCAAACGGCUGUACAAGGAACAUAGGCUCUACCAGAAGGAGGAGGAGGAGCUGAAGCGUAAGCUUGACAAGCACAUUGCGGAGAACGCGGAGAACUGGGAUAUCGGGAACACGAGGCGCAUGAUGGAGGAGUCUGGCAAGAUGAUCGUCGACUCGUCCGAGCGGCUGGGUGUCGUCGCGCAGUCCCUGCGCGAGCUUGUGAUCUCCGCAGAGAAGGACCCCGCGUUCGCGGAGGACGAGGAUCUGGCAAAGGCGAGGGAGGUUCUGGAGGAAGUCAGCGUCUGA
Molecule: messenger RNA, 336 nt
Organism: Trametes versicolor FP-101664 SS1
Lineage: Eukaryota; Fungi; Basidiomycota; Agaricomycetes; Polyporales; Polyporaceae
Exons: 4
Coding region: 1-336 (111 amino acids)
Biological process (GO): post-chaperonin tubulin folding pathway; tubulin complex assembly
Cellular component (GO): cytosol; microtubule cytoskeleton
Molecular function (GO): beta-tubulin binding
Source: RefSeq, a predicted model, not a curated record